UUUAUCUGCGCGUGCGGGUGCUGCGUCGGCCCGGGGCUGCGCCGCGCCGCUCGGGUGUCUGCACUUGUGGAUGUGUUUCUGCGCGCGUUGGUGCGAACGCCCCGCGAGUGCCCUUGCGGCGUUGUAGCCGCCGCCAUAGCAACAGGUCGCUCGGUUCGCGAGGGGAGGACGGCGUGACUCGGUGAACAGGUAGUUGCGGGCGCAUAACCUCAAAUUUUCUGUGUGAGGUGUUUGCGGUUGAUCGAACUGGCAGUUUGGCGUGGUGGUUGUGUAACUGAAAUCAAGUGAAUGUGCAAAUAGUGUCUAGGAAUCAAUUACCAAUAGCAAGAUGCAGUUACUGCCGCAGCCGCUGGUGCGGGCGGGCGGACGCGCAGGGAGCGGGGGCGGGCGCGGCUUCCGUCUCGGCUGCUGUGCUGCUGAUGCUGCUUCCGCCGUCGGAGGACAGACCUCCACGAGGCGACCACCUCCACGAGGCGACCGCUACCACCGCGGCCUUGUCCACGAGAAUGAUGUGACGGUGUCAAUGAAGGAUCAUCGAGGCAGACAUUUGGAUGCAAAAGAUAAGCGCAGGCACUCUACGUCACGAGAAGAAGAGCCAACUUCCGACGUCCAACAAUGGACGGCUCGAAGAGGACGGUGUGUCUUGGCGGACGGCAGUGGAGGUGGCCAGCCAUCAGACCUCGAUCUUGUGCAUUGCGUGUGUAAUUCUUAAGUUAGGAUGAAGUGGCUAUAUGAUGGAGCCAGACUGAAAAGGGUUUCAGUUUCGUUGUGAUUGAAGGCAGCAGUGAAAAUGUGAAAACACAAUAUCGAUAAUAUUUCGUUAUAACUAAUCGUGAGUACCGUUGUUGGCUGUGCGCGUAGUUUCCUACUAGUUAUUGAAAGUGAAAGUUCUGUUCUACGCGACUACAAAAAGUGUUGGUGAAGGCGGCUAGGGGGGGUGGGAAAGGCCGCGCGAGGCAUGUGUCGAAGUGCUUGGUUUGGGAGCGCGGGGCGCGGCCAAAUCGGACACCGCGGCGCGCAUUGUUGCGGCGCGCAUCGGCGCCAGAGC
This is a messenger RNA of Gryllus bimaculatus (two-spotted cricket), 1048 nucleotides long. The record is from the annotation of a GenBank genome assembly. Lineage: Eukaryota; Metazoa; Arthropoda; Insecta; Orthoptera; Gryllidae.